AUGUCUUGUGAAUCGCGAAUAUGUGCAGGAUGCUUGAAAAAAAUUGAUAAUAAUAAAUAUAUCAAAUGUUGUCUGUGUAACCAAACUUAUGAUGCAGUGUGUGCUAACGUCUCCGAAAAGAAGAUUAACUCAAAGGAUACUAAAAAUAUUUGGAAGUGUCAAGCGUGUAAAAAUAAGCAACCUAAAAUUUGCAAUACAAAUACUCCAAUUAGAACGAUAUUCGCCUUUGAUGAAGGACAGAAAGACGUCUUAUCCGAAUCUCAUGACUCAAAUAUAACUACGCGUAAACCAAAAUCAUUUAACUCACCUUCCAUUUCCACUAGCACAAGCUUAGAUGACAACGCCAUUGCAGCUAUUCGAUACCAAGUCUUGGAAGCAAUAAAAAUAGAAAUUCCAACAAUGCUAUCGAAGGUAAUAAAAAGUGAACUAUCUACACUAUCACAAGAGGUUCAUGAUUUAUGCAAAUCAGUUAGUUUCCUCAGUGAAAUGCAUGAUGAAAUGAAGGUAAAAAUCGAAGAGUUGUCUAAUGAUAAUAAAAGUCUACGGAAUGAAAACUCCGUACUUCAAACAACCGUUACUGAUUUAUCCGAUCGUAUCAAUAUUUUAGAGCAACACCUUCGACAAGAAAACUUAGAAUUGAAUGGUAUACCCGAACAUUAUAAUGAAAAUAUCCCCAACAUAAUUCAAAAAUGUGCCAAUGUUAUUGGUCACAAUAUAGCGGAUGAUGAUAUUGUUCAUUUCACGAGAGUAGCUAAACAAAACAGAAAGAGUGAAAAGCCUCGUUCAAUCAUAAUAAAGUUUAAAAAUAUUAGACGACGUGACGAAUUUUAUUCAGCAGUUUACAGAUAUAACAAAACUCAUCCAGAUAACAAACUUAAUACCUCUUUGAUCGGAAUGUCCAACGAGAAGAAGCCAGUUUAUGUUUCCGAGCAUCUUUCUCCUGCUAACAAAGCUCUACAUGCUGCUGCUCGUCAAAAGGCUAAAGAAUUACAGUAUAAAUUCACAUGGGCUUUUACUCAUUUUACAGGAGCCGUAUUCGCUACGUCAAGGUAUGGGCAGCCAGUAAUUCAGAUAGGGAUUCAUCGUUUUAACAAAAAGUACUCAGAUUCUAAAGGCGAGAGGAUCAGAUGGGUGUGCGUGCGCGCUCACAAAGGAAUUAAAAAGCAACGACCAAAGAAAAAAGUGAGUAGAGAAGAAUUUUUAGAAAAGAAAAAAAUAGCUGAAAGACUUCGAUACGAGAAAAUAAAGCGUGACCCCGAAAGAUUAGCAGUUCUUAGAGAAAAAGAGAGACUAAAAUAUUUGAAGAAGAGGGAAAGCGGGCAAAGAAAAUUAGUAUCGGAGAUGUCACCGUACGAAAGAAAAAUAGCCCAAGCUUCUACGGAAGUUGUAAAAUGUUUUAUGUUUUCAUCUUCAUACUCUACAAAUAAUACGGAUAACGAGGAAGACGAUCUUUUAGAGGAAAUUAUAAAUUCUUCAAGUAUAGAAGAAACUAAAAAACUUGAGUCAUCUGCGACUCGAAAAUAUAAUAGGAAGAAACGAAGAUCUUAUCCGGACACUUGGAAACAGAAUAAGCUCAAAUAUUUAAGAAACACUGGCCAAGCGUAUGAAAGAAAGAACUCGGUAGUGCAAGCAAGGUGUGUAAAACCACCGUGUCCAGCCAAUUGUCGUUUAAAAUGUACUGAAAAUAUAUCUAAUCAUGAACGACACCAACUUUUUAAAGAAUAUUGGAAUAUAGGAAAUAUAAAUCGUCAAAGACAAUAUAUUUAUGAUAGAAUUGAAGAAAUACGGCCAACAUACAGAUACACGUUGACUCAGACUAGACGAAACUUCAAUCAUUCUUAUUACUUUUAUGUGAGGGAUCAAAAAAUUAGAAUUUGUAGAAAUUUUUUUAUUGGUACAUUAGAUAUAACCACGAGAGCGAUAAGAACAGUUAUCGCCAAAAAGACACCAACUGGAGUAGCAGAAGAUAUGCGAGGUAAAAAUGUUGCUCAGUUUGUGAUAUCGUCACGUGGCAAUAAAAUGCUUCUAUUAGAUGGAUACAAAUUUAGCCUUUCAAAAACACGUCAAAGUCAUUUAUUAAGAUGGGUGUGUACUCACUGUGGAAGAGGAUGCAGAGCUUCAGUUACUACACUAGAUAAUGUUAUAAUUAGAGUUAGAAAUGAGCAUAACCAC
Messenger RNA from Brenthis ino (lesser marbled fritillary), 2172 nucleotides. The record is from the annotation of a GenBank genome assembly. Lineage: Eukaryota; Metazoa; Arthropoda; Insecta; Lepidoptera; Nymphalidae.